Hypoxylon fragiforme is the source of this 1214-nucleotide messenger RNA. RefSeq lists its product as uncharacterized. The record is from RefSeq and is a predicted model, not a curated record. The coding region runs from base 419 to 1051 and encodes 210 amino acids. The transcript has a single exon. NCBI's taxonomy places the organism in Eukaryota, Fungi, Ascomycota, Sordariomycetes, Xylariales, Hypoxylaceae.
CCUCUCUCGUGCGAAGAGAGGAGAAUAUGGAACACCAGCGCCCUCUACGGUUGUCGACAGGUUUUCAAGCGGUGUGACACGGCCACGAACUCAUGAGCUGUGCGCGAUAUUGGAGUUAUUGGAGUGGGGGAGGUUCUGGACGCACGCACGCACAACGAUUUUCUGUUUUUCCUCUUCGGGAGUUUUUUUAUUAUUUUCCUUCCCUUCCAGUACAUACGUCGAUCCUCGAGGGGGAAUUCGUGCGCUCUGAGUGCAGGAGGAUACGAAAGGCGCGCUUGAGAAGAAAUAGUGACUAAUAAGACGAGACGACGAGUAUUUUCGUCGCGUAGCCCGUGUGCGAGUGUGUCAACGGUAGUGUAGUUAGAAGAGUUUGGGACGGCUCCAUUUCGAAGGGGACGGGUUUCGGCAACGCUUCUGCAUGCUGACGAAUGGAGUCGGGGCCAAAACUUCCAUCUCUCCGGAAAAAGCCAGUGUCAGUGCGACAUUUUGGGAUGUCGAAAGUGUUAGUUGGAUGAGCUGGAUUAGUUGGAUGGGGCUAAGAAUAGCCCAUCCCUCCGGCCUUACUGCCCAACCUAAUGGGCUACCUAGUGCUAUUCCCAGGCACACCACGUCCAUAUUCCCUACGAGUCUAGCUUAUAGGCAGACGAGGGGGGGCCCCAAGAUCUUCGAGUCUGGUCGUUUACGUACAGGACUGGCAUGGGAUGGGAUAGGAUGGGAUAGGAUAGGAUCCGUACCUAAAAAAACUGCCCGGCUAGUGCCAUCGGAUAAUCAGGGGUCAGCAGGUAAUCACAUACCUACACGCAACACACACACGCACACAUCCAGCUAUACAUCAUGUAUACAUAUAAGGAGCACAGGAGUAACUUGCCUUCCUUUCCAUGUGUACCUAGGGAGGUACCUGUUGCAAGAUGAUGUAGAUACAUACCUACCUGCCUGCCUACCUACAUACAUACAUGUAAGUAAGUUAAGUUCCGCGGUAAAGUGGAUGAGACAGGUUUCAUGUUCGCAAUAUGGAUUUCCACGUCCUGCGGUUACAUUGGUAGAUAUGUAGGUAAGUACGUACGUACUCACGCAGAUAUGUAUGUUUGUAUGUAGUAUGUACCAGGUAAGUGAGUAGGUAGGUAGGAGGGCAGGGAGGUAUGCGAAUAUGGGUCGUAUCUCCCCGAUCUCUGGAGAAAGAGAGAAGAUGCCUCCACUCCAAAGGCUUCUAGCCA